Messenger RNA from Acanthosepion pharaonis, 1152 nucleotides. The record is from the annotation of a GenBank genome assembly. NCBI's taxonomy places the organism in Eukaryota, Metazoa, Mollusca, Cephalopoda, Sepiida, Sepiidae.
AUGCAGCCUGCCAUACAUUUAUUACUUGACUUCAUUUUCAUCAUCUCGCCAAGUAUCAGCAUUAUUAAAACCAGCAGUAGCAACAGCGUGCUCGUGCUCGGUAGUUACUCUUACUGCUUUCUCUAUUCUUUGAUUCCAUCGAAUGUCGUACUCCAAAGUUAUCGUUGCUGCAGACAUCAUUGUAGUCUUUUUUUUUUCUUGUCAUCAUCAUUAUUACUGGCAUCAGUACUGACAUCUUCGACCCCCACAAACCAACACACCCGGUAUUUACCAACUGUCCUUUACUGUUGCUUCUCUCUCUUACUCUUUUUCUCUUCCUUUCUCUCUAUCUGUCUUUCUACCUAUCUCUCUUACCCCCUCCUCCCCUGCUGCUGCCAUCACUGCUGUGGUAGUAGUAGUCACCAUUGUGGUGUAGGCACACCAACACCAAUUUCUUCUCUCAGCAAUGUGGAAGGGUCGGCGGAUUGGGUACUAUAUCCUUACAAUAUCUCUUGCCUUUCACAAGUGGAGAAUUAUGACAAACCAUAUUACUGUAUAAACUGCAUAAAAGUGUGUAUGUAUGUUCGCCACCUGGUGCCAGACAAUUUGCUGCAUACACUUGUUCUUUUGUACGUGUGCGUUCUCAUGUUUUUUGAAAAUGCAUCCAGACUUGUUACUUUUCUUUUCGAAAGAGUAAAGCUCGUUUCUGUAGGUGGAAGGGCCUGCCCCGUUGAUGGGUGGGUACUCUUCAGGACAUCCAUUUUUGUUUUCCCUCCCUCUCUCCACAGUCCACCCCAACUUACCGGCGGCCACUCCUUCUCCGUAAAGGUGAUCGGAGAGUACACACUUGUCUUCAAGUUGUUUUGGGAUGUUUCCGUUAAUAUGUUUGAAAAAUGUGUUUUGUGUGCGUGCCGCGCUUCGCCCUUUCUCUCUCUCUUUCUCUCUCUCUCUUUCUCUCUCUCUCUUUCUCUCUCUCUCUCUCUCUCCGAUCUAUGCAAUGAGGUAUAUUUACUGUCUUUUCCUUUUGUUGUCCUUUCUUUCUUUCCUUUUAUUGUCCUUUCUUUCCUUCCCAAUAGAAAAGAAAAGAAGUACAAUAAUUCUUUCUAUCCUUUUAUUGUCAUUUUACUGGCUUUUCUUUAUUUCUUUUUAUUAUCCUUUCUUUCCUUUUUGUAA